Penaeus monodon (black tiger shrimp) is the source of this 1030-nucleotide messenger RNA. RefSeq names its product gastrula zinc finger protein XlCGF8.2DB-like. The record is from RefSeq and is a predicted model, not a curated record. Gene Ontology annotation, molecular function: DNA-binding transcription factor activity; RNA polymerase II cis-regulatory region sequence-specific DNA binding. Bases 5 to 1030 code for a protein of 341 amino acids. NCBI's taxonomy places the organism in Eukaryota, Metazoa, Arthropoda, Malacostraca, Decapoda, Penaeidae. Gene Ontology annotation, biological process: regulation of transcription by RNA polymerase II. The transcript has a single exon.
UGCCAUGUCAAAAGUGCCCUUUGGGGUUAAGGACUGUGGGAAGACGUGUUCAUCAGAUGAGGUUCAAGUGAUGUAUGAGGAAAGACUGAAGGAGGAUACACAACUAAAAUUGGAAUCCACAAGGAAAUGUUUUGCAUGUCAGGUGUGUGGCAAGGAAUUGUCUAAAGAGAGUCACAUCAGGAUUCACAUGAGAGUCCACACAAAGGAGAAGCCAUACAACUUUGAUAUUUGCAAUAAGACAUUCCCAUCCAAAAGUGAUCUUGAAAGGCACGAGAGCUGCGAGAUUUGCAACAAUACAUUCUCAUGGAAAAAGAAUCUGUUGAGGUACAUGAGAACACAUACAAAGGAGAAACCAUACAGCUGUGAGAUUUGCAAUAAGGCCUUCUCUGAGAGAGGUAACCUAGUAGCGCACAUUAGAGUACACACCAAGGAGAAACCAUACUGCUGUGAGAUUUGCAACAAGGCCUUCUCAUAUAAAGUUAGUCUAGAGAUUCAUAUGAGAAGGCAUAGAAAGGAGAAGACAUACAGCUGUGAAAUUUGCAAUAAGGCCUUCUAUUUGAAAAGCCAUGUAGUAAGGCAUAUGAGAGUGCAUACAAAAGAGAAACCAUACAGCUGUGAGAUUUGCAAUAAAAACUUCUCACAAAAAUCUGUUCUAGUAACCCACAUGAGAGUACACACAAAAGAGAAGCCAUACAGCUGUGAGAUUUGCAAUAAGGCCUUCUCAUACAGAGGUGGUCAAGUAAGCCACAUGAGACUUCAUACACAGGAGAAACCAUAUAGCUGUGAGAUUUGCAAUAAACACUUCUCAAAUAUAUCUAACCAAAUACAACAUAUGAGAGUACAUACGAAGGAGAAACCAUACAGCUGUGAGUUUUGCAAUAAGGGUUUCUCAGAGAAAUCUAAUUUAGUGAGACAUAUAAGAGUACAUACAAAAGAGAAGCCAUACUGCUGUGAGAUUUGUAAUAAGGCCUUUGCUUUGAAAGGUAAUUUAGUAAAGCACAUGAGAGUACAUACAAAGGAUAAGUCAUGA